Messenger RNA from Ctenopharyngodon idella (grass carp), 8391 nucleotides. It is a transcript of the gene mafga, whose product is annotated as v-maf avian musculoaponeurotic fibrosarcoma oncogene homolog Ga. The transcript is spliced from 3 exons. Gene Ontology annotation, molecular function: RNA polymerase II cis-regulatory region sequence-specific DNA binding; DNA-binding transcription factor activity, RNA polymerase II-specific. Lineage: Eukaryota; Metazoa; Chordata; Actinopteri; Cypriniformes; Xenocyprididae. Bases 431 to 919 code for a protein of 162 amino acids. Gene Ontology annotation, biological process: regulation of transcription by RNA polymerase II; regulation of epidermal cell differentiation. Gene Ontology annotation, cellular component: nucleus. The record is from RefSeq and is a predicted model, not a curated record.
UGGUACGUGGAAUGUGACAGUUGUAGCCCAUUUCCUGAAGACCUCUGUGUGGUGGCUCUUGAUGCACUGACUCCAGCUUCAGUCCACUCCUUUUGAAGCUCUCCUAAGUUCUUAAAUCGGCUUCGCCUGACAGUCUUCUCAAGAGUGCGACCAUUCCUUUCAUUUGUACACCUUUUCCUACCACACUUUUUCCUUCCAGUCAACUUUCCAUGAAUAUGCUUUGGCACAGCACUCUGCGAACAGCCAGCUCUUUCAGCAAUGACCCUCUGUGGCUUACCCUCAUUGUAGAGGGUCUUGAUGAUCGUCUUCUGGACAACUGUCAAGUCAGCAGACUUCCCCAUGACUGCUGUUGGAAUUACUGACCUAAACCCAGUAUUUAUACCCUGAGAAUGACCUGUCGAGCAGGGCAGAGGAGAGCGGCUCUCGUGGUAUGACUACUACAAACAAGGGAAACAAAGCACUGAAGGUGAAGCGAGAGCCAGGUGAGAAUGGCACGAGUCUCACGGAUGAUGAGCUGGUGUCCAUGUCUGUGCGAGAGCUGAACCAGCACUUGCGCGGUCUGACCAAAGAGGAAAUCUUGCAGUUGAAACAGCGGCGGCGCACACUCAAAAACCGUGGCUAUGCCGCCAGCUGCCGCGUCAAACGUGUCACGCAAAAGGAGGAGCUGGAGAAACAGAAGGCAGAGCUUCAGCAAGAGGUGGAGAAGCUCGCCUCGGAGAACGCCAGCAUGAAAGUGGAGCUUGAUGUGCUGCGCUCCAAAUAUGAGGCUCUCCAGAGUUUUGCCAGAACUGUGGCCCGCAGCCCUGUGGCCGGUGCCAGGGGCCCAAUCACAUCUGUCAUAGGGCCCCUCAUACCAGGCAAAGUGGCCACUACCAGCGUCAUCACUAUUGUCAAGACCAAAACAGAAGCACGGUCUUAAUGCACAAAUGGGGAGCAUUUUGUAAGUAUAUUGGUUGGCGUAUCCAUCAGGCACAGGUUUACUCAUGCUAUGAUACGAGGUGAUAACAUUCAGCAAGAUCUGCUCUGUGACUAUAAAAAUAUAAACAGACAACUCUAAAAUCUCUCAGAAAAAAAAUGAUAAAGGACAUAACAUACUCAAAGAGUGCAUUUCUUUUUAGAGAUUAAUCUGUAAAUUUCAACCCUUGUGGUUAAUGAACAACAAUUUUUAUCAACAUUUCAUUAAUCAGAAUAUUACGCAGACUUGAGCUUAACCCAAAAAUUAUUUUUAAAUUUGUCAUUUAGUCACCAUCAUUUGGUACUAAACUCCUAUUACUUGGUCCAUAGAACACAAAAGGAGAAGUUUUUGUGCUGGGUUUUUUUCCCAUACAGAGAAAGCAUACAUUGACCAGAGAAGGUCAAGCAGAAAAUCACACUUCACCAUGUAAACAACCUGUGAUUGAAGACACAAGAACUGAUGCCAUUUGUCACUGACAUCAAACCUGAUGAGGUACGUCUUGGCACACCAAAUUCAAAUAUGUGCAGUGGUCCUAUGUCCUACCCGAACCCAACAAUCAUAAAUUCAUUUAAAUAAAGAUAAACCCAACCCAAGCCAGUCCCAAUAAAAUUAGACCCAAGGCUGACCCGAUGGCAUUUUUUUCAAACCCGAAUGUAACAGAGGCAGAACACCAGUGGCUAGUGGUAACUUUUUCAACCUGGUAUGACACAGACCAAAAUCAAAGAUGACAAAGAAGAAACACAUGUAGCUUUUAAAGUAUGCCCAUCUUCUUAUUUGUUGAUGAAGUUCAUUCUCCAACCCCUCUUUGUAACAUUUACGUUAGCUAAAUUAAGCCAUGUUCCAGAUAAAGUGGCCUAUACUUCAAAAAUUUGCAGAAUAUGUUUUCGUGGAUUUCACACAUUGUUUUGUUUGAGGAAAAACAAGAAAUUAUACAGUUAUGGCUUAAAUGUUUAUGAUUAGUUUUGCAUCAACUGCAUUUAGAUGGCUUUUUGCAAUACCUGCCAACACUUAAUAAUUUUUCCGCUUGGGCGAGCAAUUCCAAUUAGAUAAACCGCUUGCAAGCUUUACGUUGCACAUAAAAUGACAAUAUUAAUGUUAAUAUUAAUAAGCAAAUCCCUGCACUCAUUCUUUCAAAUGCCUCAGGUAUUGCAAAGUGCAGUUAUAUGGAUCUGCUGCUGCACACGUUAGGACGGUUUGGUAAUUUACACACAAGAAGCACGGACUGACAGAGAACAUAGAAGAAGGGGAUGGUAACAUUCUCGUAGAAUUAUUUAAUAUGUAUUUCUUUUACAUAAUAAAAUAUUGUUAAGCACACAAAACAAAUAAUAGAAAUUUGGCAUAUUUUAAGUCUUCUCGGGUCUAUUCAGCGAAAGCACAUUUAUUUAAAAAACUAAAAUCAGACCCAACCCAUGUCCAAGGUACUCGUCAAAGUUUUGGACCCAAACCCGCUUGAAUCUCGGGUCGGACCUCGGGUUUUUGAAUCAAAGUGAACCCAUGAAGACCUUUAAUGUGCUUGCAGAAAUUCGAGAGCUGCAGCAGAGGGCGAGAUUGUCAAUGAAUAACGAUUUGAAUUUGGGUGUGUUCCUUAUGGAAAACUAUCAUAUGUCUUGAGAAGACUUGGAAUGUAAUGCAGAAGUCAUAUCCUUUAUAUGGUACUUUUUUAUGUGAGACAUGGUAACUAUAUGCUCUCAUUGUAUGGAAAAGAGUCUGGACAUUCUGAUAAAUCUCUUAUUUUUGUGUUGACAACCUGUAUGACUAACUUUGAAUGAUGUCACAAGUUUUUGGGUUAACUUUAGCUCCAACUUGAGUCACCUGUGCUUGAUAUUGUCCACUGACUGAUAUACUGAGGGGAAAAACUAAAUAUAUUCACUGUUCUAUCAGAAAUGGUAUAAGAAAUAAGGAUCUUGUAAUUCACAAAGCAAGCAAAACUUAUUUUCUGUUAUCAAAUUUCUUUCCUGUUGAGUUCAAUUCCAUUUAGUGGAAUGAUGUUUACAAGUUAUAUUCUGAGGAAUAUGACCAGGAGAGGCAAUAAACUACUGUAUUUAUGCAUGUGAGAGCAGAGGCCCUGUUAAAAUGUCUGGCAGGUGAUGUUCAUCUUUUGCAGACAUGAGUUAUGGGAGAGCCUAUCCUUAAAAACAUCGCAAAGAGGAGGCAUUUAUUUGCAUUUAGAAAAUAUUUGAAGUUGGUAAACCGUGUUGGUAAAAGUGUUGAUCAUAACUUUGUUCAGAGUCGUAGAGCUGUAGUUUUGUUGUUCUGUGCUUUGUAUGGAUGGGCUGGUCGCAUUUAAUUUCCAGAAGCAGCCCAGCACAGGCUUUAUUGUUGAAUCGUUAGCUAAUGAUCUCUGAUGUCUUACUCCAACUAAAAUCUUUGUUGUUUUUCUUGCUGGAAAACAGAAAAAAACUGUUAUUUAUAUGAACAAAAAAUAGUUUGAUAUCAAUUUUGCAAUUGUACCAAAAGUGGCUUAUUAUUGAAGUCUGAUUGCUUUUCUAGUAAAUAGACACGUGCAACGGGGUAGCGCGUGGCGUACUGUGUAUGUGGUCAGGUGACAGUGUUGUUCACUGUGUAAGUGUCCUGCUGUAUUCUUUAAAUGAAUAUUAUGACGUAAUAUAGAUGAUGUACAGAAGCCAGUCAUUCAUAUUGGCUCCUUCCAUAUCUCUGUAAUGAAGAUGUGUUGCGCACAGAACAUCUGGGUUUUGUUGAAUGAUAAAACUUCCAGCUUUACUGCAGCUGACUAUAACAAACACAGUGUGGCGCUUCAUAACAGUGCAUAGUCAGUUUGUGGUUCUCUUCCAGCACAGGCAGUUUGGCAAAACACAAUUUAUCUGUGUUUUGGGACAACAUUUGAACAAGAAUAGCAAGAACUAAAUUUAAAUAAUCUGCAAAGUGAUGAAGUUGUGGAUCUGUUCCAAAACCUAGUGAACUGACCAGCAUUUUAACACCAUGUCUACGCUGGACGCGACAGUUGGUGUUUCGUGCCACACUGCAACAGCUUGAUUCUGUAUACACCGGAUGCGACAAAGCAACUGCAAAUCCAUUUGUUCUUCAUGUCAGAACUUAAGUAGCGCAAACACUUGAAGUACGACAGAAAUAGAACGGAACAUCAGUUUACUGUCGGAAAUUUGUAGUGUCGCACUGCAUCCAGUGUAGACAGCAUCACUGAUUAUAAUGGGUUCUAUCUGCUUUUGUGUCUGUUGUAGACACUGUGUAGAGCGUCAUAUGUGCUUCCCCAACAUGAAGACUGAGACGUGCUAUCUGGGUUACUUGGUAUCUUUUUGAACAAAGGUGUCUGCUAAAGAGCACUUAAUCUGGAAAACAUCUGUUGUGUACAAACAUCUAAUAAACAUCUUAGAAAAAGCAGUUUUACAUAUAUUCUAAAUCAUAAACAUCUUUAAGACAUUUUCUAAAUGUCUAUUCAACAUCUGACAGGAAACGUCUUGCAGAUGAGCAAACACGUGCAACAAAAAUGACAACAAAUUGCAGAUGUAAAUGUAGCCAUCAAAUAAACGUCUCCAUGAUGUACGUGUGCUAUCAGGCAAGGAAGCAUUGCAUGUGUCCUUCACAAACAGGUAACCAGCUCACUGAAAAAUUAAAGAAAUCUAUCCAUCCAUUCUCCAAAGCGCUCGUCUUAUGUAGGGUUGCAGGGAUGCCGGAGCCUUUCCCAGCAUCUCGGGUCAGAUAGGCAGGGAAACAAAAACACCCUAAAUGUCAGUUAUAAAUAGCCAAUACUUGCUGAGGGAAAUAUGCAGAAGAAAAAUACAGUAGAGGGGGACUUUUAUCCACUGGGAGUUGAUUUGAUUGUGGAGGGGCUGAAAAUGAAAGAGGAACAGGAAAGUUAUUACAUUUAGUAACUGUAAUCAUUGCUAAAAUGUGUGUAUAGAAAUAAUCCAAAAGGGAUUGUUUACCCAAUAUUUGUUUGUGGUAUGUGUGGUUUUUUUUUUCUUUCUAUUGAAUUUGACUGAGUACAGUGUUUGCCUCCCAUGUAGAAUGUCACUUCAGUACAGAUCAGUUCAAGAAUCCGUUUUAGAUAGAUUGCUGCCUACUGGUAAGUCUGGUAGCAGACAGCAAGGCAUUCCUUCACUAGGUUUUGGAACAGAGCUAUAAUAUAUUAUAAGAAUAUUGAUUGUCAACCCUGUCUUGCUCAUGUUCUGGAUCUGAUGUUGACUCUUGAUUCAGAGCAGAACUACGUACAGGCGUUUGAAAUAAGCUUCAUGAGAUUUCUCUGUGAGAUGAUCAGGGUAAGUGAAAUGCACUAAUGAAAUGGACUUAUUUUGAUAUGCUCUUCCCUACUGUUUUCUCAGGACAAAUGUUCAGUGUAAUAUAAAAAAGUUGCAGAAGUAUUUCAACUUAUAGCCCUGAUGUGUGUCACAGCUGUGAAUCUGAAAGGAUAAGUGAGGGGAAAUGGAAUAAACUCUCUGGCAUGGCAAAGCGUUAAAGACCCUGAGAAAUUUCAGGUCACUGCAGUUGAUCUAAAUUGAUAGUUUACCCGCAAAUGAAACCUGUGUCAUACAGUUAUAGUUAUAAUAGUAGUGUAGAAGUAGAAGUUAUAAUAGUAGUGUGUAUGACUUGUGCCUCUAUAUUCCAAGUCAUCUGAGGCUAUACAAUGAAAUUUAAGUAAUUUAUUCUCUGCACAUCCCUCCCCUCAAACAGUCAAGUCACCUUAUUUCCAUUGCGCUUUAUACUGUACAGAUUGUUUCAAAGCAGCUUUACAGGGAUAAACAGGAAAAUAAUGAUCAAUGAUGCAAAUUGAAUUAAAUUCUUAUGUAAAUCAUUUCUAAAACGACAAUAGAAUUAUUAUUCAGCUAAAAUCAGUUCAGUGUUAAUUCAGUUUGUUUCAAUAACUGUGCAAAGAUCAUCAAUGUGAUCAACUCAGCUAUAAAGCAGGUCUGGGGAAAACAGUGAUGUCAACAUCAGUGCAGUCAAAUCAAUAAUGUUGCCGAAUAUGAAGUAAAUAAGCAGAAAAAUGUACAGACAGCAAAACAAAGGAUUCAGUGUGAUUAAAAAAACCUGGGGUCAGUUGCAUAAACUAGUCUUAGAAGUUACAAGAAACUGCUUGCCUCUGAUCUCGAUCACCCUGGUGGGGCUUAUUUUGCAGUCAUGACUGGCAACACAAGGGCAAGUAAUAAUGACAGCUUUCAUUUAUGGAUGAACUAUUUCUUUAAGAUAAAAAUGAAGAGAUUGAAACUGAUUCACUGUGACAUGAAUGCACUGCCCUCUUGCCUCACCUCAGCUCCGCCUCACAUCACAGAUUCAAGGCCACACCAAUCAGUAUUUCAGUAGUCUGAAAACAUUUCCUGCAGCACACGUUUUCAGCAUAUAGGACAUAUUCUUUCAGCAGUUUGAUGACUGUUGUUAGAGUUCAUUGCUCACAUAAUGCACUCGCCACAUUCACUCUGUCUGAAAAGCAGCUUUUUGGAGUUUUUCUCUUGAGGUUUCCUGCACACUAUUUUCACACAGCACUUCUCUGUGGUGUUUAAUGUAGUUCUUGAAUAAGUGCCACACUGUACCCUUAUGUGCACAAAGUGUUGAUUUUUUUUUUUUUUUAGACAGAUGAUGUUUGUGGUAGUUUGUAUUUUAGCACUAUUGUAAAAUUACUGCUAAGGAGAAAGAUAUUUCACUGAGAUACAGUCACUGCUGUGAAGGUAAAUGUUCUGUAAGUGUGUUUAUUAGCUCUGUUCCAAACCCUAGUAUCCUAAUGCAUCAUAGGCACAUUCCUGACUCUGUUUCAAGAGGUAGGCAGCAACAUUAUGCCUUCAAAUGCAACCUGUUCUGGCCAAAUUGUAUAGCAGUAUUGCAUACAGUAUAUCUAGUCCCAGAAUGUAUUUUGACAAGCUCAGUCAAAAAUGAAUCAGAUGAUGGACAUACUUCAUACUUAAAGCAUACUUUUGUUUCAUUCACUAUCGAAAAGUAUAGAUAAACAUACUUGUGGAUGCUUAGUAACAUUCACACAAAACGCAUUUUUUUCAUUCCACAGCGCUACUUUUCCAUUGUUUUUCUAUAAACGUGUGCUAGACGGAUGUGACCAUUGCGCUUGCAUCUUUUGCAGUGUCUCACGCACAACACGGCAUUCUAAGAACGCAGUACCCGAGCUAAAAGAAGUUCUGAACUUCUAACACAGUGUCUACACUAGACACGAGCUGCGCAACAGAAGCAGAUAGAACCCAUUAUAAUCAGUGAUGCUGUCUACACUGGAUGUGGCAUGAUGCAACACGACAAAUCCCAGACAAAAAAAAAUGAUGCCUCAUUCUAUUUCUGACGUACUUCACGCGCUCACGCUACUUCUGACACGAGAACAAAUGGAUUUGCAACUGUUGUUUUGUCACAUCCAGUGUAGACAGCCUCAAGCUUUUGCGGCCCCAGUCUAAACAUGGUGUAACUGUCAGGGAUUUGUUGUAUCUCAUCACGUCCAGUGUAAACAGCAUUACUGAUUGGGUUCUAUUGUGUUUUGUAGCAUCCAGUUUAGAAAUGGUGUAAAGGGGCCAUUCGCACAGAACACAUUUAUGCUUUGAAAAACACAAUACGCAAGCAGUGGAAUUUGUUUUUUUAAAACAUCUUUUAACUUGAGUACCCUGGUUUUUUUUUUUUUUUUUUUUAUAAUGGCGUGCCAUGCGCGAGACACAAAAGAUGUGAGCGCAACUGUCAAACUUGUCCGUCUAGUGCGUGUUUACAUAGAAGAACAAUAGAAAAGUGGGAAAGGCCCUUAUGUCAAAAUCAAUUGUAUCUACAGACUCUUGUGCACUUACUGUGAGAAGCACUAUUUGUGUCAAACCAGUAACAAUAAAAUGCUCCAUUUCAGUUAACAUGCCUGUAAGCAGGUGACAUGGAAGCUCACUAAGUUUUGGGACAGAGCUAUUGACAUUGCUACUAUAUUAUUGUCUUGUGACUAUAUUAAUUUAACGUUAGGCUAUGCAAUUGGUCCUGCCAUUGUUUUAAUGUGUCUUGGUUCAUCAAUGAAUCCUAUUAAAAAGCAACAUUUUUUUCAGUCAGCACAUUAAUGGCAAUGUUAUCAAGCUUUAGGCUAAUAGUUCAUCACAUUGUUUGUUUGGAAAGCAAGUGACUGUACAGGUUUUUAUAUUUGACACUAGAUUUGUGGGUCAUCAAAUAAAGCUAUGAAAUGUGAGUUUAUGAUUGGUGAACAUUGAUAGAAUAUGUUUUGGUUAUUUUAUCAAUGGGUUAUAAUAAGAUAUUACAGUACUUUGUAUGAAACACAGUAACACAUUGGGUGAAUUGUAACUAUUUAUUAAUUAAAUUGUUGUACUUUUUUGCAUUCUAUAGAUACAACACUGUAUUCCUAUUUAAUGACUGUGGAUUUGAACCAUGCAGUUAACCAUUUCUCAGAUGUGGCUAAUUUAUUGAUGUACUGUUGUAUAUAAUGUAUGUUUGUUGAAUUACAGCUUCUUUUAUUUUGUAUAUGACCAAUAAAAUGUUUUGAGAAAGAA